Messenger RNA from Pseudonaja textilis, 1379 nucleotides. It is a transcript of the gene LITAF, whose product is annotated as lipopolysaccharide induced TNF factor. NCBI's taxonomy places the organism in Eukaryota, Metazoa, Chordata, Lepidosauria, Squamata, Elapidae. The record is from RefSeq and is a predicted model, not a curated record. Gene Ontology annotation, molecular function: zinc ion binding. Gene Ontology annotation, cellular component: cytoplasmic side of late endosome membrane; cytoplasmic side of lysosomal membrane; nucleus. Gene Ontology annotation, biological process: regulation of cytokine production.
UGGGCAUUGAAACUUUCCACUCGCUCCUUAUUUAUUUAUUUAUUCAUCACAUUUAUGAAGUGACUCUGGCAGCAGAGUUUAACCAUCAUCAUCCUGGCAUCCUGAAAAUUGCUCCACCGAGACAUGGCUGCUCCUUCCUCAGCUCCUCCACCGUCUUACGAAGAAUCGACCAGCACCAGUAAUCCAGUGCCGUUUCCCUACCCGCCUGCAGGGGGAAUUCCUGCGAAGGGGGCACCGGCCGCUUACCCAGCCCAGCCCCAGCCUCCGUUCCUAGCCCAGCCCUAUGGCAUGCAACCCCAGCCGGCCCCAGCGAUACCUCCAGUGCCCCUACAAACUGUCUACAUCCCGGGGCCCCUCAUCUUCCUGGAGCACCCCAUGCAAAUCUGCUGCCCUGCCUGCAACCAGGUGAUUGUGACCCGCAUCUCGUACCAGCCCGGAGCUCUGGCCUGGCUCUCUUGUGGUGGCCUCGCCCUGCUGGGGUGCUGGCUGGGCUGCUGCCUGAUCCCCUUCUGCGUAGACGCCAUGCAGGACGUCCAGCACUUCUGCCCCUGCUGCAACGCCUUCCUGGGCGUCCACAAGCGCCUCUGAGUGGGUCUGGGCCCCCGUGCCAGGAAGGCAAAGCCUCCUUCGCUUCGCCAUGCGGGGCCCGUGCAGCCUCUCCUCAAGACUUUGGAGCAACACAGACCGCCUCUCGAGCCUUUGCCCCCAACCUCGGCCUGCCGCAGCCUGCACAGAGGCCCAUGGGAGGAGCAAAACGACCCUGCGGAGGCUGCCCCUCUGGGCCCAGCCUCCUCUGCAGGGGGAGCUUGCGGCAGCACCUACAGAGGCUGAUGGCAGGACACUUCCAGGGUUUGACCCAAGCCCUGCAGGGCUCCCACCCUUUGCCUCUGGGCACACGCCAAGUAAUGGAGCCACCGAUGUGGGCGGCAGGAGGGCCUGCUGCGAUGCCAGGGCUGGGUGUUCCCUUCAGUCUCAGUGUUUGCCCCAGCCCUCCAAGGGGGAAGAGAGGCCCUGCGGCUGCCGUGGAAAGCACAGCGGGUGCUGCUGGCCCAGGGCAGCCUGACCGAGGCUCAGCUUUGUCCUCGGGGGCUCAAGGGGGCUUCCUGCGGCCAGGGAGCAGGGCCUUUGGUCCUGGGGAUUAGUAGGGGGGGGGGAGAGCAAAGUAGCUGGAGAGGGAGGCGAAUCUCUGGAGCACUUUAAAGAUGUUGGCUCUGCAAGUCCAACUUUAUUCUGAUUUGCUUCCAAACGUUAGUCCUGACUUUUUCAGCUUUUGAAAUAAAACUGCCUUGCAAAAAGAAAGCGCUGCAGGCGACCCUAGUUUUUCCGAAGGGAGAGACCUGGCCCAGCCCACCUUGUCGUGGGGAAAAAGCGAGGCUGGC